Dreissena polymorpha is the source of this 636-nucleotide messenger RNA. RefSeq names its product filamin-B-like. The record is from RefSeq and is a predicted model, not a curated record. Gene Ontology annotation, molecular function: actin filament binding. Gene Ontology annotation, biological process: actin cytoskeleton organization. Bases 238 to 636 code for a protein of 132 amino acids. The transcript is spliced from 4 exons. NCBI's taxonomy places the organism in Eukaryota, Metazoa, Mollusca, Bivalvia, Myida, Dreissenidae.
CCCAUAUGACCUUGACAUUGUUGAUUCCUCCAACAUCACUUUUAGUGGCAAUGGUUUGAGCCUGGUUCCCGUCAACCGCACAGCCUCGUUUGUCAUCCAUGGAGUGUCAGGAUCAGGAAAACUGGAUGUGGAAAUCAUUGGCGAUCACAAGGUCACGGUGAGCUAUGGGGCAAGAAGAUCCAGGGAUCCCCGUACACAGUGCGGGUUUAUGACACUGGUCGGGUUGCCGUAUCUGACAUGCCCUCGUCUGGGUUGCUAGGGCAGCCCGUGGUAUUUGACAUUGAUGCUUCAAAAGCAGGCAGUGGUAACAUAGAGAUAAUGAUUAGUGGAGGUGAGAUUGCCUGCAGUGUACAGAACCAUGGUAACUACUGGUUUACGGCGUCUUUUCUCCCUGUCUCCAUAGAAUAUCACACCAUUGAGAUGAAGUUCAACAAAGAACAUGUUCCAGGCUCCCCGUGGCGUAUCACGAUCGCAGAUGCCAAAAGCAUGACAGUCUCGGGCCGAGGCCUGGAGUAUGUCCAGGUCAAUAAAACGGCCUCAUUCUCGAUAAUCAUGAAUAAUCUGGAUCCCAAGCAGUUUGCAGUGUCCAUUCUAGGUAACCCAGUUGUUGUACGAGCAUGUAAACCAGUUUUCUGA